Messenger RNA from Pocillopora verrucosa, 2680 nucleotides. Its product is annotated as heterogeneous nuclear ribonucleoprotein F-like. The record is from RefSeq and is a predicted model, not a curated record. Lineage: Eukaryota; Metazoa; Cnidaria; Anthozoa; Scleractinia; Pocilloporidae. Gene Ontology annotation, cellular component: ribonucleoprotein complex. Gene Ontology annotation, molecular function: RNA binding.
UAAGAAAGUGCUUGCGAAGCUGAAAGCAGUCAUGUUUGUUACUACAGUUUAAUACAAUUUUUGUCGUCUUGCCACAGGGAAACAGACGCUAAAGGCUCAAAAUUGACAUGGUAGUGAUCAUUAAGAUGAAGGGUCUUCCUUGGGAGGCUACGGCCCGAGAAAUUAGGCAAUUUUACCGAGGGUUGGAAAUAAGCGAGGAUGAUAUUCAUUUAGCUCCAAGUCAAGAAGGGAAGGCAUCUGGAUUUGCAUUUGCAUGCUUCAAAAAGGAUGAUGAGGCGAGGAAGGCUAUGUACAGGAAUGGAAAUUACGUUGGAAAACGAUACAUAGAGCUCGUUCUAAGCAGCCAAUCGGAAAUGGAUAAGAUUUUGAGUGAGGGCGUACGAUUUCGCCGAUUUGAAGGAGAGCGACCGCCUAUGAAAGACAUCAAAUCCCAGACCGAAAUUAAAUUGAGGUCGAAUGGUGUGAAAGAGAGUUCAAGGAGUAGCCGAGAUACUCCUCGGCGAUCAAGGAGUCGAAGUCCAAUUCGAAAAAACAGUAGUGUUGAUGGUUCUAAAAGUCAGAGGGACCAUGGUGCUUCGAACCAUGUGAAUGAGCGACGCGAAGCCAAGAAGUUCAGUGAACGUAGUAGUUUGCGAAUCGUAAACGGGAGAGGUGUUAAUGGACUGUCAACAAAACGAGACGAACAAGACCGGAGGGGACGGGAUAAGGAAAAGAGGAGGGAUCUUGUCAAAAAUGUUAAUCGACGACGUUCACGAAGUUACAGCAGAGAUAGGGAGGGAAAGGGAACCCGACGUGAGACCUCUUUUGCCAAUGGAACGCGUGAAGAAACGAAUGGUUUUAUAAGUAUUCCCAUGAGCAGAUUAAAUCGAGGUCGCCAUGACUCAACCAGUCGGGAUGGUUUAAAAUCCACGUGGGUUCAUAUUACUUCUCUACCUUACAGUGUUACUGAAGAUGAAAUCGUCCAGUUUUUCUCAGGGCUGAAUGUGCUGCAUGUUCAUCUCAUGUCCCACGCAUCUGGACCAUAUGCUGGUAAAAAUAAUGGAGAGGCGUAUGUGGAGUUUAGGACAGUUGGAGACCGUAUUCAAGGAGAAGACAGAAACCGUCAGUUUAUAAAAAGUAGAUUUGUGGGUGUAAGACAAUGCAGUGUGGAAGAUGUGUUGGCUGCCUUGGAGAACAGAGAUGCUUGGACACUCCAGGAACCAGCUGUAGCUAGGCCCAGCUUCUCUCCGGAGAGUACAAUGUAUUCUGUUGGGAACUUGAACAGGAAGAGUCAAAAUCUUUCAGCUGCUGACAUGGGUAUGGCUAAUGUUGUAAUGAAUUCUCCAGGAAAGAUACCUGUUCCUACCAAUGAAGUUGGUGGCAUGGAGGGGCAAGUAAAUCCUCUGAACCAGCUUGCUGCAGGGGCAAAUAUAAGUAUGAAUGAUAUCCAAGCAGGUUGUGUGAUUGGUAUGCGUAAUUUGCCCUCCACUGUUUCUGCUGAGGAGAUUUUGGAUUUCUUUUAUGGGUUUCCAAUUAUUCCAGACUCCAUUCGUAUUCAUUACCUUGCUCCUGGGCGAUCAUCUGGGGAUGCCAUGGUUACAUUACCAACAAGAGGGGAGGCUCACAGUGCGAUUAAACAGCUGAACAACAAACCUGUUGGAAAGCGAAAAGUUCAACUAUUUUUGGUCUAAAAGAGAGGACGAUGUUUUGAAGGAUAUUUUAGGAGGGAUCAUGUACAGAUGUAUUUUCUUAAAUUUCUAACAUUUAGUAUAGUUUGUAAUUCAUAUAACACCUAGAGGGUUUUAAAAGCAGAAGUAGGAACAUUUUCUCUGGAUGCCUCUUAAUAUUGGUAUGACUUUAAAAGUUUGGGUAGUAUGAAAUAAUUUGAUGUUGGUCAUGAUAUGAAUAGUCAGUAUAUUGUACCUGAUUGGAAUAGCUUGUCUAGGAAAGUUUAUUUCUAUGGAAAAAAUCUUAUAUUAAUAUGAAAUUUUGGUUGAGGUAGUUUUGAUAUACUUUUUUUAUUUUUAAGUGAUAUAAAUAACCAAAAAUCAUUUUAUCAGCUAAAUCUUGUACAACGGAUCACUGGAACACAUUCUAAUGCAUCUGGUAGUGGUACACAAUUUGCAUGAUCAGGAUCAGGGGCUUGUUUGCUACUCAAGUUCAAAAUCUAUUGGCUUGAAAAUGAGCUUUGGGAGUUAUUACAUAUGAAGUUGGAUCAGACCUUACUCAGUCAAUUAUUUACCAAGUUCAAGUAAUCUGGAUUUUUUGGUAGUGUAUAGGGCAUGAAUGUUUUUGGCAGCACUCUCAUGGAAAGAGGAUUUAUUCAGGAACUCUUCAUUUUUGUAUUAUGUGAGUUAACAAUAUGUUUAUUGGGAACUGUAUUUUACUUGGACAUUUAUCCAAGUUUGGUCAGUAUUCUGCACAGUUUGGGUGGAAUUUUUACUCUGACAUGGGCAAGGGUUAGAGUUUUCUGGCUUUAUGUGGAGACAAAUUUUUUAGAAAGGCAAGCAAUCCACAUGGUUUCUCAAAAUGUUACUCCAUUUUUUAGGUUUGUGGAAAAGCAACCAGUUUAGGAGUUACGUGUUUGACCGUUUUGUAAUGACCUUUUUUGUAUCAAGGCGAAGUUUUUUAUUAAAAUUUCAACUAGCGACUGAAUGAUCUCUAGCCCGCUAGUAGUGAUGCAAAUCAAAUCUACUUCGAU